GAGGGUGGUUCAUUUACAUCGUGACCUAGUAGUUUUCAUUUAAAAAACGCCACUUCAACAAGACUGAAAGUUUUAUAAUAUUUUUUCACGGAUGUGAAGGGACCGUUGGUUGCAAAGACAGGAAGAGUGGAAUGGUGGGAAGAGGCACACGGGGGUGGUAAAAAAGUCCAGGCAGCUCUGUAGGGUGUACGGCCAGUGAGGCUCUCGGUCUGGGACCAGGCAGCACAUAGGAAACCUUCGCACACAUUGGGGUUCUGCUAUAUAUUUCGUAAACUCUGAUUAACAAUGAAACUCGUAUGUUUUCCCAUCCUUUCAUGGAUAUGUUUAUGUGCACUUUCCUCGCUGGUGAACUGUGGAGAUCAGCGUAUACCGGAGGAUAAACUUUUAGUUUUGACUGUUGCAACCAAAGAGACAGAUGGCUUCAGGCGUUUCCUGAGGUCGGCCAAGCACUUCAACUACACUGUAAAAGUGCUCGGCCAAGGCGAGACGUGGAGGGGAGGUGAUUACAUGUCGGCUCCAGGAGGAGGUCAGAAGGUUCGCCUGUUGAAAGAUGCUGUGGUGGAGAUAAAGUCCGAGGACCAGGUCAUCCUUUUUAUCGACAGCUACGACGUGGUUUUUGCCUCGGGUCCUAAAGAGCUUCUCAGGAAGUUCCAGCAGGCCAAACACAAGGUGGUGUUCUCCUCAGAGAGCCUCAUCUGGCCAGACAGACACCUGGAGGACAAGUACCCCCAUGUCAGGGAGGGCAACAGGUUUCUGGGUUCAGGAGGUUUCAUGGGCUACCUUCCCAACAUCAGAGAGAUGGUUGCUAACUGGACGGGAGCAGACAGUGACAGCGACCAGCUCUUCUUCACAAAGCUUUACAUAGAUCCAGCUAGAAGGAAGGCCUUAAACAUCACCCUGGACACAAAGUGCAGGCUGUUCCAGAACCUUCACGGCGCUCUUGAUGAGGUGGUGCUGAAGUUUGAAGACGGUCGAGUUCGGGCCAGAAAUGUACAGUAUGACACGCUGCCCGUCAUCCUCCAUGGAAACGGACCAACUAAGCUCCAGAUGAACUACCUGGGUAACUACGUCCCCAACUCGUGGACGUUUGAGACCGGUUGCACCGCUUGCCUCGAGAACCUGCGUCCACUCUCAUCCCUGAAGGAAAGUGAGUACCCUCUGGUGGUGAUCGGGAUCUUCAUUCAGCAGCCAACGCCAUUUGUAUCUGUCUUCUUCGAACGUCUUCUGAAGCUCCAGUACCCGAAGAACAGACUCAAGCUCUUCAUUUCCAACCGGGAGCCUCAUCAUGAGCAGCAGGUCAGCUCCUUCCUGCAGAAUCAUGGGAGUCUGUACCAGGAUGUAAAAUCCAUCCGGCCUGAGGAGGAGAUGGAUGGAGCAGAUGCUCGUGACUUGGCCUUUGACAUGUGCCGGAAAGACAAGGAGUGUGAUUAUUUCUUCAACUUGGACAUUGAGGUUGUCCUAAAGAACGAGAACACAUUGAAAAUCUUGAUUAAGCAAAACCUGCCCAUCGUGGCGCCCAUGAUAACUCGAGCGGGCCGACUGUGGAGCAAUUUCUGGGGGGCGCUCAGCGAGGACGGCUACUACGCCCGAUCUGAGGACUACGUGGACAUCGUCCAAGGACGGAGAGUGGGCUUGUGGAAUGUACCGUACAUUUCCAGCGUCUACUUGGUGAAGGCGAGCCUGCUGCAGGCAGAGCUGAAGGACUACCAACUGUUUACCUCAGAGAGCUUAGACCCCGACAUGGCUUUCUGCCACAACGUUCGCAGCCAGGGUGUCUUCAUGUACGUAAACAACUUACACACAUUUGGCCGCAUUCUGUCGACAGAGAAGUACAAGACAGAACAUCUUCACAAUGAUCUGUGGCAGAUCUUUGAAAAUCCUCUGGACUGGCAGGAACGUUACAUCCACGAGAACUACACCCGCAUGAUUAAGGACAAACUGAUAGAAAAUCCAUGUCCAGAUGUUUACUGGUUCCCAGUGUUCACUGAUGUGGCCUGUAACCAUCUCGUUGAAGAAAUGGAACACUUUGGCAAGUGGUCAGGAGGGGGAAAUGUGGACACCAGAAUCCAGGGGGGCUAUGAGAACGUCCCUACCAUCGACAUCCACAUGAACCAGGUCAACUUUGAAAAGGAAUGGCAAAAGUUCUUGCUGGAGUUUGUUGCACCCAUAACAGAGAAAAUGUUCCCUGGGUACUACACCAAGGCUCAGUUUGACUUGGCCUUCAUAGUUAGAUACAAGCCAGACGAGCAGCCCUUUCUGCGGCCGCAUCAUGACGCCUCUACAUUCACUAUAAACAUUGCACUCAAUCAAGCCGGCGUUGACUACCAGGGUGGUGGAUGCCGCUUCCUCCGAUACGACUGCUCUCAGGCUCCCCGAGGCUGGGCCCUCAUGCACCCCGGCCGCCUCACUCACUACCACGAAGGCCUGCCCACCACUGCGGGGGUCCGCUACAUUGCAGUGUCCUUUGUGGAUCCCUGAACUUCACCACAGCAUAUUCCAGACUGUAUGGGACACUGUGAUGCCCAAAAAAAAAAUCUGACAUUUUUUAAAAUUUUUUUAUCUUUGUCUCCAAAACAUUUCUAAUUAGUUCAAUCACCGAUACUCUAUGUUGACUGUGAGCUGUAGUUCGUCAUCAUUUACUAACUGAGUUGGGUAAGUUUCAAUUCUAACAUGUGAAAAUACAACAACUUACUGGGAACGUAAAGAAGAUGGGGAUCUAAAGAUUUCUCAAUGAAUCGUGCCUUAUUUGAAGCAGUUUUCCCAGGCUCUCAUGUUUCAUUGAACGCACCAAAGGGGCAAAAUCAUGUUAGUUUGGAAGUGGAGAAUGACAUUUCACCUCAGCUGUGUUCCAGUUAGAGUCCCAGAACUAAACAGAAAAGGAGUGUGAAACCAUCCUCCUGACUCUGAUUGGUUGUUUCUGACCAACUGGCUGUUUUUCUACAGAUGGCAGUAGGACACCAGGGAGGAGAUUUGUUCAGUCUCAUAUCACAACAUAGUGACAGUUUUGGCAGAUGUGUAAAAAGCAAUUUUUUUAAAAUAAAAAUUGCAACUUUUACUGGAUUUGUGGGGAUAAAUAAAGGAAGUUGGUCAAAUACAAAAUUAUUCUUCAAGAGGCUGUCCCUGGUGGUCAACUGAGAUAUUGCAUGUAGGCCUGCGGCAGUAACAAACUUUGCUGGACAACACAUGUCACAGAAAUAAUUGCCAUGAUGGAUAAUAUUUCAUGACCAUAUUCAAGUAAUAUAAUAGUAACAUAAUGUAAGGUCACCCUCUGAAAAACGUGAUACUGCAACCCACAAAAUGUCAUCAUUCCCAGUUCUUCCUCAAAGUAAGUUGUAAAAAUAAAUUGAACAAAUGUUAUGGGUGCACAUGCAUCCUGGGAUUUGUAGGCCACUGUAAUACAGAAGUUUACAAACAGACAUUUGAUUUUAAACUGAAGAUUUAUCAUGGAUUCUCCAGGGACCACCGACGCUCCAGCUUGGAGUGGAUUUAACAAAUCGUUUUAUUCUCCUUUCAAGUAACUGAUCAUCCUCUCUGACAUCCAGACAUUCAUCUUAGCAGCAACAAUAGCUCACAGCAGGAGGUGAAGUAGGUCGGGGUUUAUGGAUCAGAAUCUCAGGAGAAAAUCCUUAGUUUUUAGAUAUAUUUAGUUUGAUGUUAAGCUUUGCUUAAAUCACCAGUGCCUUUUUCUGUAUCCUAGCCGUUUUACUGAAAUACUCCAAAGUAAGUUUAUUUAUUCUUUUUUUAUAUAUAUAUGCUAGAUGUGAAACAGCUGGACUACCUGCAGAUGUUUGGAGUCAGCGCUGCAGUAUGGAAAUGAUCUGUAACACCGUUUGUCUCAUUAAGAAGUUGAAUGUGUUUUAUGGGAGAGGUUUGGAGAAAAUUACAAUAAAGCGGGGAAGCCAACCAAGAUGUGUUUCAGGCUCCUCACUUUCCUCUCAAAAGCAUCAACCUUAAAGGAUGAAUGGAGUCAAAUAUUCAUACUGGUGUCAUUUAUACCAACAUUACUACCAUUCAUGUAUCAAGGGGAAGAAAAGCUAUCCAAGACAAAGCAGGUGAUGUGGAAAAAGUAAUUCUCCCUUGUUAAGUCAAAGGUUUACUAUGAUUAAAUUUACAAAUCCUCCAAUAACCACUAGUUUUUUUUUUAACUCAGCAUCUAUCAGUCUGCUUGGGGUUACCAGUGCAUUUGGAAGGAUUUGGCUCUGGAUUGCUCCAGCAAACCUCAGCAAAAACAACAGACAUAUGUAACAUAUGUAGACACAGAAUGGCUGUGAACCUUUGUAGGAAAUACAAAAUUACUCCAGGAAUGCCAGAACACCUAAAGCUUUUUACUUAUUUUUUAAUAAAUGCAAAUGAGCAUUUUCACCUAUUUCAGAAAGGGAAAUUCAUAUAGGUUCACUGCACAUAAUGAAAUAUCCCCAGCCUUUAUUUCUUGUAAGAUUGCAGCUUAUAGUUAAAAGUCAGAAUCCUUUUUUUUUUUUUAACCAAAGUUUGUCCACAAAAGAAGCUUUGUUCUCAAAGAUAUUUAAAACAAGUAUAAAAUAAAGGCUUUUUUUUAAAGUACAUACACACAAACAAUGUUUUCAUAAAAGAGAAAGCCUAUACUGAAUUAGUGCAACUAUGGCAUUGACCUAUUGGAGAGUCUGUGGGGAAAAACGACUGAAUGAGAGAACCAGAACCAGGAGAUGACAGCCCAAACCAUCAUUGGUUUUGGAAACUUCAAGCAAUGUCAUUCUCUCUAUUGUUCCUUCAGACUCCAAUUUUUAAAUAAAAUACAAAUUGUUUAGCAGAUGUGAGCUGUAUGACUGUUAAAGGCUCAGGUUUGUUGCUGGACAGAAACAUUUUUUGAUGCUAAACUGCAUCUGCACUGUUUGUUUUGAGCCUGAGGAGAGUAAAGGCUGAAUUAUAGUCACAGGUUUAGUGCAUAGUCAUUUUCAUAUUUGUUGUUAGCCACGCCAGAACAGCAACGUUGAAAUGGAAUACCAAAUAAUUUUUUUGGUGUGCUGUAGUGUCCCUUAUAUGAAGGUAGGCUGACAGGAAAGGGGGAAGGAGAGAGGGGAAGACAUGCGGCAAAUGUCAUCAAGUCCGGGAGUUGAACCCACGACGGUCACGUCGAGGACUCAAGACCUCCAAACACGGGUUGCCCCACCAAAUCAUUUUUGCCAGUUUUGUAUUCUGGAUUUAGUGACAAGCUAGGAUUUCGGAUAAAGGUUUUAUUACAUAAAUGUACUACAUGUGGAAGUUUACAUGUCAAAAACAAAAUAAAAAAAAAAAAACACUAAAAUUUACCAAGAAACUCACUAGAAAUUCAAGAUAUGAGAGAAAGGUUAGCAGAGAUCAAG
Molecule: messenger RNA, 5339 nt
Organism: Gambusia affinis (western mosquitofish)
Lineage: Eukaryota; Metazoa; Chordata; Actinopteri; Cyprinodontiformes; Poeciliidae
Product: procollagen-lysine,2-oxoglutarate 5-dioxygenase 1-like
Biological process (GO): peptidyl-lysine hydroxylation
Cellular component (GO): endoplasmic reticulum
Molecular function (GO): procollagen-lysine 5-dioxygenase activity; L-ascorbic acid binding; iron ion binding
Source: RefSeq, a predicted model, not a curated record